CCGACUGACCAAUCGGAAGGUCGAUGUCAACUGUCGGUGUUUCAGGGCGGCGUUGGGUGGCUCAUUUCUUCAGAGGGGAAAACAGUGUAAUAAUUCAAGAUGCAGUUCAUGCUUCUAUUCAGUCGACAAGGCAAGCUCAGGCUUCAGAAGUGGUACGUGCCUUUGUCUGAUAAGGAGAAAAAGAAAAUCACCAGAGAGUUGGUGCAGACAGUCCUGGCUCGGAAACCCAAAAUGUGCAGCUUUCUGGAGUGGAGAGACCUGAAGAUUGUGUAUAAGAGAUAUGCCAGCUUGUACUUCUGCUGUGCCAUAGAGGACCAGGACAAUGAGCUCAUCACCCUGGAGAUCAUCCACAGAUAUGUGGAGCUGCUGGAUAAAUACUUUGGCAGCGUGUGUGAGCUGGACAUUAUCUUCAACUUUGAGAAGGCCUACUUCAUUCUGGAUGAAUUCUUGCUGGGAGGUGAAGCUCAGGAGACGUCCAAAAAGAAUGUACUGAAGGCCAUCGAGCAGGCCGACCUGCUACAGGAGAGCCAGAGUGAAGACUGGGGAAGUUUGCCAAAUGAGGAGCUCUUGUAAAGGGCCUUGAGUCCAUCCAUGCUACCAUCCAGGCUUUUGGAAGCAGAGACCCCUCGCAGCGUUCUGGAGGAAAUUGGACUGACAUAAACAUUGUCCUCAUCAGCAUCCACUCGCCACACACUCCAUCAUCUGCCAGCUACUGUGCUGUACGUAGCUGAUAACCACUCACAUUCACCUCUGAGCACGCGCACACACACCACACACACACACACACACACCCCGACAUGGUUUUCCUGUUCGCCUGCUGUGGUGGAAAAAAGUUUUGAGACACCCUUAAAAUUUUACACAAUCUCAAAUAUUAUCAGGAAAUAUUUGUGGAAAAAUUAAAUUCUACCAAAUAACCAAAUACUCAAAAUUUCUUAUUUUUAUGGAACCAGUCAAAUUUAAGUUUUUAAUGGCUUUUUUAGGAUUUGUUUAGUAUUAUGGCAGUGAUUGUACUAAAAGAAAUCACACUUUAAGACCUAGGAGUGAUUCUUAAUGCAAUAUACAUGCAAAUGUAUGGGGUGUUCGAAAACGUCUUUCCACCACUGUAUGUUCCACAGUUCUUUUUUCUACUUUUUUAAAAGACAAUGUAGCACUGCUUGUGUAUUUCCUGCUGAGUUAUUCAUUUGUUGACAAACAGAAAUGCAGCAUAAUUAACCCUCCUGUUGUCUUCAUUUAUGGGCAACAAAAAUAUUGUUUCCUUGUCUGAAAAAAAUCCAAAAAUUCCGCAAAAAAAUUCCCCAAAUUUCUGGAAAUUUGCAAAACCUUCUGGAAGAAAAUUCCAAUAAUUCCUUAAAAGUUUCCCUUAAAAAUUUUGUUUUUAAAAAAUCCCUCAAAUUUGACAAGAAAAUAUUUUCAAAAAAUGAGUAAAAAUCUUCCAAAAAAAAAAUCCUACAAAUAUCUAAAGUGACUACAUAUAUAUCAGUAAAACUUCUAAUAUUUUCUUAAGAACAUUCACAAAAAAAUCAACCAAAAUCCAGCGAAAUUCGCUGGAUUUUGGUUGAUUUUUUUUGUGAAUGUUCUUAAGAAACAUUUUUAACAUUUCUUUUUUUCCACCAAAAAAUGUUCAAAGAUUUCCCAAAAAUGUUGAAAAUGUGGACAUCAGAAGUUUCACUGUGAAAAUAUAUAUUGUUUUCCCACAUUUUCAAACUCUAAAACAGGUCAAUUUUGGCCCGCAGGACGACACAAGGGUUAAACUUUAUGUUGCUUUCCAGUCUGCACCCAGAAGCUGUACUGAGUGGAUUUCUGCUUGAUUUUGAUUUGACCAAAGCUGAUGUGAUCACUUUAUUCUGUGAAGCAAAGUUCUAUAUCUCAAAUGUGUCAUUCUAACCUAGAGAAUAGGCUAUAUUAUAUCACAAAGGGAAGUCAAAAGUAUUACAUUAACAGAACCAAAGAGUUGUUUCGUCUCACAUGUGUUUCUUUAACACACUGCAUCGUGGAACUUUUUUGUCAUUUAUUAUGUACCCACUGUACUUACACUGUAAUGCAUCACUGCAGUUUAACUUGACGCUGCAGCGGCUUCAAAACUCUAAAUGUUUUUUAUUUUUUUAAAAUGAGGAUUCUCUCAGUUUACAGGCCAUUACCACUUAUAUAGUCUGACUGUUUGGUCUAUUAGUUUCUAAUGGCAGAUCCCACUCAAUGUUGAAUGCCUUAAUCACUGAUUGAUGUCCAUAUCUGAAAAGAGAGAAUAUAUUAAUAAUGCAUAAGAGAAGCACUUGCAUGCCACUGCGAUGUAGCAGGUAAAUACACUGAUAUGAUUUUAUUUAUGUGCAAGAAUGUUUUUCUUCAUGUUUACUACUGUGAUUCUCUUUUAUUUAUUUUAUGAAAACAUUUCACUUGACAAAAGCUGUAACAAAAAACUGAUGUCACUUGAGGGAAAUAAUCAUUAUGUAAAUACUCAAGCUAGGACACAGGACUAUUUAACUUGAAGCUGAAAUGAUCUAUUUUUGGGCUCAAGGUUGCAGAAUGGCAGGUGUCAAACAUUUUCAUCCUGUCAGAAUCAUGUAGAUAGGAACCGUGGGCAUAGAUUUCAGGGUAUAAAUCCCCAUUGUUCUCCCUGAUAAAGACAUAUCAGAAGCAGAAGACUGUUUAAUUAAUUUGUGUCUUCUUUCACUUAAAUACAUUUUGAGCAUAAAUUGAUGCAGUGAAAUAACAAAUUUAAAAUUCCCCUCAAAUUCAAAUGAAACAUGAUACAAGCUCUUUGUCUUUUUUAGCUUUGUUUGUGGCCUUGUCCACUUGUACACAUAUUUUAUUUAAAACUGUUUUGUUUUUUUUAUGUGUUUUGUCCUUUCAUCCACAUGAAAACACACAUCAAAAGGGAGCUUUUGAAAAACUUCUUUCAGCAUUAGGAUUUUAGAAAUUCUGUUGGCAGUGUUUACAUGCAGGAAGGGACUUUCGGAUGUUUUGGAGUUUGAGCUACUUUGUUUACAAUACAGAUUCUGUACGAUUUUGUUCAGAGGUGCAUGUGGCCAAAUUAUUGCUGGUACUAACCUUGCUAACGUGACUUUUUAAUGUUUACACAUAAUUGUACAGUUGUUCUUCCAAUAUAUGAGGGAACAGAAGCAGUCUACAAAUGUGAUCCUCAAUGCACCGUUGUUGGACCACUUUUUACAGCCUUCUGAUUGGCCACCAUGGCUUUAGGUUUACAGGUAUAGCGCCACAUUGCGCUUGUUCAAUGCUCUUUGCAGGGCUUCAGUUGUGCUUGUUGCAUUUUCAUGUGAACAAAGGUUUUUGUGACAUGUACGAGUGGACUGGGCCUAAAUCUGCCACAAUGCUUAGUUGCAUACAAAGUAGGAAUACUAUAUGGUGUUUCAGGGCUGAUACCAGAACAGAUUAAUAAUAAUCGAGGAGACCAGUAUUUAGAAUGAUAUACAUUUGCAGUAGAAGUCAAAUACCUGGUGUCAAAAUUUUAAAUAAUGCACACUCCAACACAAAACUUUGUUGGAAUGCUUUGUUUUUUACGUUUAAAAUGUUAAAUUAUAACAGAACUUUUCAAUAUUUAGUUUUCAUACUUUAUAGGAUUUUGCCCAUGACGCAUAACCAGUCAAAUAGUGUUCAAGAUCACAGACUGGUAACUGCAGAUAGAGAGGCGAAUACAGCACAUUUUUAACUUAAUUUAUUCUAUUUGGAAUUGAAUUUUUGUUUUAAAGAGAUGUUUGAAAAAAUGCUUAAUAUCGCACAUGGUAAUUGACCUGGCCAGUAAUCAUUUGAUCUUUGUUACAGAGUUCAUCACAGUUUGUUCAUGAAUAUCGCUGUUAGAAAAUGGGAACAGUGAGAGUAGCAACUAUACAGUAAAUUUAUGGCAUUUAAAUCAAAACCAAAAGCUAAAUAAGGCUAAGAUCUACAGAAUGUUGAGUUACUCUCAGUUACUCUCUGCUCAUAUCAAAGCACUGAUUAUUAGAGCUUUAAUCUUACAUUUAUAUGUAAUUUAGUUUGAUUUGAAAAAUUAGAGAUGAAUAAAAUGGGGGGUUUAAACAAUUAAUCCCAGUUUCCCUCUUUUUCUACACUCUAAGAAACAGUAUUAAGUAGCAAAUCUAUGCUAAUCAUGCAGAACAAUGACCAUCUGAGCUUGGGAAUUCCCCCAUUUUCCACACUGUUUACAGAUGUUUUCACUUAUUUUAUCUGUUUUGAUGAAGACUGCUUGAGGGACAUCUCCCUACUGCCAUGUUGUUUCACCUGUUACAGCUCGACCACUUUACGCAACAUUUCAUUCACUAUAAAACUGGUUGAAAACUGCUCUGUCACAGCCGUUUCACUGUCUAUCCCACACUGCUAGUUAUUCAGUGGAAAAUCGCAUAGACUCUCUGGCCUGUGAAGCCACCUGUGACACACUGUACAGCAUGUAAACUACCUAUUCACUACUGUGACUGGAAAAAAAAGUGACCAUAAAAUAAAAAUAGCAAUAGUGUCAUGAACCCUUGAAGAGUAUUAAGAUUUUUUUAAUGUCCCAAAACGGUCAUUUACAGCCACUAAGGUGAAAAAAAACUUUCCACUUAUAUACACAUUAAAUGCCUUGGACACAGGACUGUACAAAUAGAUAAACUCACAUUAAAUCUGUAUUUUAUGUUUUCUUGCACUGUAUGUUUGAAUGAUAUUCACAUUUUCCAUUUUGCAACUUCUUCUAUAUAUCAUAACCGUUUUACAUGUUGAAGUAUUUAAAUCUUUUCUAUAACUUCAGAUGAGCAUUUUCAUGUAUACUUGACUGUGUAUAGUUUACUCUAUCUCAACAGGUGUGACUGAUAGAAUCUAUUCUAUACUGUGUAUUUAGUGAAUUAUACAGUAGCUACAGCAUGAGUGCAGCAGAACCUGUGUAUUACAUUACUGGAUUUGUGUUUACUGUUAUCAGCAUCUGCAAUGGACGUAAGAGGAAGGUCGUGUUUUCUUGUUGAGUUCAGCAAUAAAGAGCACUCCAGGGGCAGAGAGACUGUCACCAACA
Messenger RNA from Amphiprion ocellaris (clown anemonefish), 4990 nucleotides. Its product is annotated as AP-1 complex subunit sigma-2. The record is from RefSeq and is a predicted model, not a curated record. Gene Ontology annotation, cellular component: membrane coat; intracellular membrane-bounded organelle; AP-1 adaptor complex. Bases 100 to 573 code for a protein of 157 amino acids. Gene Ontology annotation, biological process: vesicle-mediated transport; intracellular protein transport. Lineage: Eukaryota; Metazoa; Chordata; Actinopteri; Pomacentridae. The transcript is spliced from 6 exons. Gene Ontology annotation, molecular function: clathrin-cargo adaptor activity.